Paramisgurnus dabryanus is the source of this 1329-nucleotide messenger RNA. It is a transcript of the gene fam180a, whose product is annotated as family with sequence similarity 180 member A. Lineage: Eukaryota; Metazoa; Chordata; Actinopteri; Cypriniformes; Cobitidae. The record is from RefSeq and is a predicted model, not a curated record.
UCUCUCUCUCUCUCUCUCUGUUUACUUACUAAACCAGCAGUCACAGGCCUGACUGAGAGGAGAGAGGAAACAUCAUGACAGCCCUCUGGAUUCUUUCUCUGUCUGCGCUCAUGUGUCCGAUAUCUUCUGCAUUUCACUGGAGAAGAGCUCUAUACCCAUCAGCCUUCCGAGUGAAGCGAGGGACUCCGGCGCUGCUCAACCCCUCUUUUCAGAAAUCUGUGGAAGAUGCCAAUCUUCUCUUUGAGGUUUUGUGGUCUGGAGCGUACAUGGACUCAGAGCGGGGCACGCUCCACAUAUCUGAUGAGGAGCUGGCCUCUCUAAGAAAACUGGACGUUCUAGAGGUGCUGUGUGAGGACGUGCUGCCCAGAACCCUGUCAGAGAUCCAGCGGGUCAGUGCUCAGCUGGGACAGCAGCACCGCGGGUCGCUGCGGAUGGAGGACUUUGAGCGCACUGUACUCACUAUGGUGUUUACAGCCCAACAAGUCCAACACACCAACCCCGGUCACCAGAGGGAGCUGUGGACAAACACCCUUUUACAACUCUAUAAAGCGAUUAAAGGAGACCUGCGGCCAGUGUGAGGGCAAAUGUUAAGAAUAAAACAAAAUGAUUAAAGAUUAUAGACUCCUAUAAAAGACAUUUGUUUGUUUUGACAUGGUCAGACAGCACUGAAAGCACAUAAUGCAAACUUUAUGCAAAGCAACAAUCCAACAGACUUACUGACUUCUAAAGGCAGGUGAAUAUUAUUUCAUGUCUUCUAUUGUUCAAAAGGUCUUCCUAUUUAGCCUAAUGUUAUAUUUUUGGACCUUUACAGUUCAUAUUGUGGUGAUAAAUAUUAUUACCAUGCUUUUAAUUUCAAGGACAUUUCAUUUUGUUUGUGGUUAUUAGGAAUGAUGAACGAUUUUGGUCCUGUGUUGUUUGAUGUCCAGUCAGUGUAAAAUCUUAAACCAGAUGAGAAUCCACUGUCUGUAAUUACAGUAUUUCACUCUUUUCAGAAUCUAUAUGAUGUGCAUCUUAAGAUCUGUGCUUGCAUAAAUUGACCUUCACAAUGACAAUCACAUCUUUGCAUAAAAUGUGUUGUUUAUUCACACCACAGUCAAAUUUGAUGGCACAUUAUUAGAAAAUGAGGUGUAAUGUCCUUGUAUGACUUUCCAUUUAUCCUCAGAUAAUGCAUUUCCUCAUGUAAUCAUUAUCACGUCCUUGCUCAUGUUUUACCUGGAAAAUUCCCAGUGGCACAUCAAAACCUUCUUCUUCUGUGAUUGACACGGGAAAGGGUUUUCAGGUAAUAUUACAGAACAUAUAAUUGUUAUUAAAGUUAAAACUGCACAGCUU